CCGCGUCCGCGACGUACUCUUCAUACUCGCACUCGUCCUACACACCUGGACACGCGCGUAUGGACAGCGGGUCGUCCGGCGCCGAGGGGACGGGGUAUGCGCCCAGCAGUUGGCCGCUGUCGAGCAAACACGACUCCGGAGAACCACCCGUCUCCCCGAUAUACGCGGGUAGUGUGAGUGGGUCCGACGCGUCUGUCACGGGCGGACUGAGCCCGCCUAUCCGGAGCAACCAGGUUUCUGGGCGGCCGGGAGCCGCGAGCGAGGGUGUGAGACCGGGCGCGCCGGGGCAAGUUCGCUCAGCGAACGGGAAGACAUACUCGUUCGUCAGCCUGCCAGGAAAUGCCGUGAAGAAGCGGCCGAGGCGGCGGUACGAUGAGAUCGAAAGACUGUAUCAGUGCAGUUGGCCAAAUUGUACCAAAGCAUACGGGACGUUGAACCACCUCAACGCGCACGUUACAAUGCAGAAGCACGGUCCCAAAAGGACUCCCGCAGAAUUCAAAGAACUGCGCAAACAGUGGCGUCAGGCAAAAAAGGAAGCCGAGGAGCAGGAGCGUGAGCGUGAGGUCGCCGCUCAAGCGCAUGCUCACGCAUUUUCCGGCAACCCUCUCGCCUCCGCGGGCUUCCAGAUGCGCGUCGCGACGGGUCACCAACACGGGCACCCAAUGCACCAGGGCAUGCUUCCGUAUGCACACCACGAGCUCGACCAUCAUCGGAUUCGCCGCCGCAUGAGUGCUAUCGAGGCGUACGGCGACGCGCACCAAGUUGCGUACGUCAACGCACAGGCGGGCUUCCCGAGCCCGACAAGCUACGGCAUGGAGGGUGCGCGGUAUACGAUGCCUUCGCCGAGCGAGGAGUCGCAGCAGCAGCAAAUGCGUUACCAGCACGAGGAGGACAUUCAGGAGAUGGCGCGUUUCUACCGGCACUCGCAGCCCCAGGUGCACGAGAUAGGCUGGGCGCAGGCUCAAGGCCAGCAGCAGCAGCAGCACCAUGGCCACGAGCUCCGCCACCACGCGUCGCACCCGCAACUCGGCAACCAGGGCAUGAGCCUCGCGGGGGCGACGCGCCCGCUGCACCCGCACUACCAACUCCAUCCGUCGGCGCAGGCACAGGCACAACAGCCGCCGCCGCACUAUCCACAAUCCGCGCCGAUGUCUGCCCCAUCAUCGUUCUCUUCGCUCAAUCAGUCGGUCGUCCCUCAGUCGCACAACUCCCAGGGCGGCGGCGACAUGCCGCAGCUCGCCGCGCACGUCUCGCUCGGGCGCAACCAGCUCCCGCCAGACAGCACGCUGCUGACGCCGCUGCCCGGGUACGAGCCGGACCCGGAGCUGCAGCACGCGAUGGAUGCGAGCCGCUACGAGACCCACGAAGACGAUGGGUACGCGAGGGGGAGCCCCGGUGAGCGGUACUUGUAG
This is a messenger RNA of Postia placenta MAD-698-R-SB12, 1412 nucleotides long. RefSeq lists its product as hypothetical. The record is from RefSeq and is a predicted model, not a curated record. Gene Ontology annotation, biological process: regulation of DNA-templated transcription. The coding region runs from base 60 to 1412 and encodes 450 amino acids. Lineage: Eukaryota; Fungi; Basidiomycota; Agaricomycetes; Polyporales; Adustoporiaceae. The transcript has 3 exons.